AUGGCUGAGGUUAGAAGAGAGUUCAACUUGGUGGUUACUAGAAACCAAGUUUUCAGAGCUAAAAGGCUUGCUAGAGAAGUGAUUGAAGGUAGUUAUGUGGAGCAAUAUGCACGAUUAUGGGACUAUGUGGAAGAGCUUAAGAAGGCCAACGAAGGUAGCACAAUCAAGGUGAAGACUCAAAUGGACGGUGAUGAUAUUCUUUUUCAAAGGAUUUAUGUGUGUUUGGCAGGGUGCAAACAAGGCUUUUUGGAAGGUUGUAGGCCUGUCAUAGGAGUUGACGGUUGUUUUAUUAAAGGCCCUCAUUCUGGACAGAUUUUAACGGCUGUUGGGAUUGACGGCAACAAUGGUCUAUUCCCAAUAGCUUAUGCAAUUGUUGAGAUAGAAAACAAAAGCACUUGGGUUUGGUUUUUGGAGCUUUUGAUUGCUGAUUUGAAAAUUGAGAAUGGCCUAGCAUGGGCUUUUGUAAGUGACAAGCAAAAGGGUUUGGAAUCAGCAAUAAAAAAAUUGCUCCCAACUGCUGAGCACAGGAUGUGUGUUAGGCACUUACAUCAAAACUUCAAAGCUUCUGGUUUUCAAGGGUUGGAAAUGAAAAAUAUUUUAUGGGCAGCAGCAAGGGCAACAACAAUACCGUGGUGGAAGGAAGAGAUGGAAAAGAUGAAAAAUCUACAUGAAAAAGCAUGGGAAUGGCUUAAUGAUAGGCCUGCUAAUAAUUGGAGUAGAUCUCGCUUUAAUACUCACUAUAAGUGUGAUGUUCUACUUAACAACUUAUGUGAGAGUUUUAAUUCUGCUAUUGUUGUGGCAAGGAAUAAGCCUAUCUUGGGACUUCUAGAUAACAUCAACAUGUAUAUCAUGCUUAGGAUGGCCAAUAGGAGAGCUGCUGGGAGGAAUUGGAAGCAUCCAGUUGGUCCAAGGAUUUUCAAGAUAAUUGAGAAAAGCAAAGUGGAAAGUACUUAUUGUAUUCCUAAGAUGGCUGGUGAGAAGGAGUACCUAGUACAACACUUAAGUGGUAGACAGUUUGUAGUGAAGUUGAAGGAGUCUACUUGCUCAUGUAGGAGAUGGGAUUUAUGUGGGAUCCCAUGCUCACAUGCAAUUGCUUGUAUAUUCGCUAGAGAUGAGAGUGUUUACACCUAUGACCAUGACUGUUACAAGAAGGAAGCUUACUUGAACUCCUAUGAUCCUAUGAUCCACCCCGUUCCUGGAAUGGACUUGUGGGAUAGGACAGAUUUAACUCCAUUGAAACCUCCAACAUGCAAGAAGCAACCUGGCAGGCCAAAAAGAAAGAGAAUUGUGUCUGUAGGUGAAGUUGAGCCACAAGCACACUAUCCUCCACCACCAACUAAUUUAUUGGGUGAGCACAAUGACACACCGCAACCUCAGAGACUUAGAAAAUGGUUUGUAGAGAUAGCUUGCGGUAAAUGCGGAAAGUUGGGGCACAAUAAAGUAGGAUGUGGAAAAUCACAACACACGAAUGCAACAAAUAAGAAUCAGGUACAUAUUUAUGCUUUAGUAAAUCCUAAAAAACCAAACUAG
Molecule: messenger RNA, 1530 nt
Organism: Malus domestica (apple)
Lineage: Eukaryota; Viridiplantae; Streptophyta; Magnoliopsida; Rosales; Rosaceae
Source: RefSeq, a predicted model, not a curated record